GUCGUUACAGGACAGACGCACUUAGAGCGUCGUUGAAGAUGACAAAUAUCGUGCCGGAGCAAGUGAAGCCAGACAAUGCAAGAGAUCAUGAAGAAGAGGAGUUACAAAUUUUGCGAGAGAAGGCGGUAAAAGCGCUGCAAUCUGUGCCGUGUUAUUUUUCGAGACUUCCAGUGGAGUUACAGAAGGAGAUGUUCUCUGUCGUCAUCGACUGCAGCAACGCAAAGACACUUGCACUAACUCACGUUUGUCGGUCAUGGCGAGACCUUAUCGUUGGCACUUCUCGCUUUUGGCAAAACCUGACAAUCACUCCAAGAACGGAAUUAAAGAAGGCGGAUACUUGGUUGGGACGCUCAAAGGGCACUUUGACGGACCUCCACAUUGUUGGAGUGUUGUCUCGCGGUUACCAAUCGCGUUUUUUCAGGAAUGCGGCUUCCACUAUUUGGUCAAGCCUUGAUACGCUGGCGAUUACUACCCCGAGCGAAGAUAUAUUUUCGGCCCUCCCUUUGACAGCGGCCAAUAAGCUACGCUUACGAAAACUUGAGGUUUAUUCGGAAAAGUUAAGCAUCGAAUCCCUGAAAGCUCUCACAAAGAUGGAUAGCUCACGAAUACGUCACUUUACUCUGAAAACUACGUGCGAAGUGAUACAAAUAACGGGCUUCACCUUCACCUCUUUGACAACACUCAUAUUAUCUGCAUCUCAUUCAGAUGGAGGUCUUUUCCUACUUCUGAAGCAGAACCCUAUGCUCGAGAAUUUGAUUCUUGAGUCACCCUCUACGGCCGCCCCUUAUCACAGCGAGGGUGUCGAGGACCUUGAAUUAGGCAACCUCAUACGGCUGGAGUUGGUAAAAUCAGUUCAUACGCAUAUUUGUCUCAAACGGAUCCGCUUUCCGAACCUGAAAACACUUGUCGUGACAAACUAUAUCGGUGUUGGCACUCCCGUGUUGAUAGACGAACAAGAGCUGACACAUCUCGAGCAUCUGACCCUUUCGACGUUCAUCCACUACCACACGCCCUCGCUAAUAUCCAUUCUCCAACGAGCGACCGCUCUGAAGACUCUGGAGAUCCCGCGAUGCUUCUUCCAAUAUGGGGGAGAAAAUACGGUGGUUGAAGCCCUUGCGGAAGGAUCGAUGUGCCCGAAAUUGCAGCACCUUGAUUUAUCUGGGUAUCGCACUCUGAAAGCAGGCCCUGUAAUUCGACUCGUAGAAGCACAUCUUUCCCGUGCUGCAAACGUAACGUCAUCGGAUGGACAUGUCGACCAGCCACUACCUAUACUUUCUUUGAGCCUUGAUGACUGUCCGAUGAUCAGUUCGAACCAGUUGGCACGACUCCGAGGUAUGGUACCGCAUGUCAGCUGGAGGAUGCCCAAGCUAGGAGUGCGAGUUUAGCAGGUUAGUCACUAUACCCGUGUAUGAUAUGUCAUACCUUCUGUUGGAUAUACGCCCACCGGUUUAGCCUAAACACACGAAUGAAUUUGUAGAAAAGUUGUAGUGCUGGGGGUAACUCAUUUCCAGCCAGCAGAGAUUAAUGUAGGAUCCUGGAUAACACGUGGCAAAGUUCAGCUUCCGCUUUCUGGUGGCCUUAUCAUCUCUUCUCAUAUUUCCGGAUAUAAUGAAAUUGAUUCCAUUGUACUGUAUAUUCUU
Molecule: messenger RNA, 1640 nt
Organism: Fomitiporia mediterranea MF3/22
Lineage: Eukaryota; Fungi; Basidiomycota; Agaricomycetes; Hymenochaetales; Hymenochaetaceae
Exons: 2
Coding region: 39-1385 (448 amino acids)
Source: RefSeq, a predicted model, not a curated record